Molecule: messenger RNA, 10434 nt
Organism: Epinephelus moara (kelp grouper)
Lineage: Eukaryota; Metazoa; Chordata; Actinopteri; Perciformes; Serranidae
Gene: igf2r
Product: insulin-like growth factor 2 receptor
Exons: 51
Coding region: 99-7580 (2493 amino acids)
Biological process (GO): lysosomal transport
Cellular component (GO): late endosome; trans-Golgi network; plasma membrane
Molecular function (GO): D-mannose binding; insulin-like growth factor binding; signaling receptor activity
Source: RefSeq, a predicted model, not a curated record
UGCAUUCACUUCCUACUGAUUUGCUCCAGAGCAGACAGACUCUGCCAUAUCAUGUCGUCUUAGUUGGGCUCCACAGACUAUUAUCCACCACGGUAAACAUGUCAUUUCGGUGUAAAUCUAACCGCUGCUCCCCUCUGAAGCUGCUCGUGUGGUUAGUGUUGUGUCUGGGAUGUUUGUCGGUCCGGUCCGGAGCGGAGGAGGACAUCAGCCCGUGGUACCAGGACCUCUGCAGUUAUAAAUGGGAGGCUAUAGACCAGGAUAAUAAAGUCAGCUACACACUAAGGCUAUGUGAGUCUUCACCAUCAACCAGCUGUGGCCCCGGCACCGCUGUCUGCGCUCGGGACCUCACCACCAAAACGGACAAGUCUGUCGGUGAGCUGUCCCUGCAGAGGCUCUCCGGCACAGUGCUGGAUUACAACAGCACCGAAAAAUGUCCAGGAAGCAACAACAACAUUCAGACCAGCAUCAGCUUCCAGUGUGGGAAAACCAUGGGGACCCCAGAGUUUGUUGCUGUGUCUCAGUGUGUUCAUUACUUUGAGUGGAGAACGUUCACCGCCUGCAAGAAAGAUAAAUUCAAGCCACACAAAGAGGUGCCCUGCUAUGUGUUUGACUCGGAUGGUAAGAAGCAUGACCUCAACCCUCUGAUCAAAGCAACCGAUGGUUAUCUGGUGGACGACGGCGACGACAGCAUUGACUUCUACAUCAACAUCUGCAGAAGUCUCAACCGUCCCGACAAAUCAUGUCCAGAGGAGUCUGCAGCCUGUCUGGUCACCAGUCAGGGCUCCUACAACAUGGGCUCUCCUACCGGACGGCUGGAGCUGCUGUCAAAUGACAGACUACGGUUACAGUAUCAAGUCAGUCCCAGCUCGUCUCCAGACAUGUGUAAUGGACACGAUCCUGCUGUCACCAUCACUUUCGUCUGUCCAUCAAGCAGGCAUUCAGGCAGCCCUCCUAAAAUGACAGCCGAAUCGAACUGUCGUUAUGAAGUGGAGUGGGUGACUGAGUACGCGUGUCACAGAGACUAUCUGGAGAGUCAUAACUGCAAACUUACCAGUGAACAGCACGACAUCUCCAUAGACCUAACGCCUCUCACCUUGAGCUCUACAGACCACCCGUACUACGCGCACUCUGGACCCAGUGAUGGGGAUGACAGCUACGUCUACUACCUGAACGUGUGUGGAGAGAUCCCGACUAAUGAAUGUGGCCAAGAGCAGUUCAUAUCGUCCUGCCAGGUGAAGAAGUCUAGAGACGUCAAGAAGGUGGCAGGAAAAUAUCAGAACCAGACACUACGUUAUUCAGAUGGAGAUCUGACUCUGAUCUACCCAGAUGGCACCAGAUGCUCCACCGGCUUUCAGAGAAUGACCAUCAUCAACUUUGAGUGCAACAAGAAUGCAUCUAACGGUGGGCGAGGGACUCCAGUUUUCUCAGGGGAGACAGACUGCACUUAUUAUUUUGACUGGGAGACGGCCUUCGCCUGCGUCAAGGAGAAGGAGGAUCUGCUGUGUCGAGUCACCGAUGGUCACAAACACUACGACCUUUCACCCCUUACAAAAUACCCCGAGUCAGACGUCGGUGAGAACUGGGAGGUGGUGGAUGCUAAAUCUACAAAGCAGGACUUCCGUUUCUACCUGAAUGUCUGUCACAAAGUCAUCCAGACAGGAGAUGCUGCUGGCUGCCCAGUGAAUGCCUCCAUCUGUGCAGUAGAUAAACAACAUGGGGCCAUCAGCCUGGGCAGCUUCCUCUCAUCUCCCCAGAAGACCAAAAUAGGAAAUGACAUCAGAUUGGUGUACACUGAGGGGAGUUUUUGCAAGAAUAAGAAAACGAGGAUCCAAACUAUCUUGACCCUAAAGUGUAAAACGGGAGAUCUUGAGAGCGCUCCCGUCCUUCGUAGCGUUUCGUCUGAUGAAUGUGUCUACGAGUUGGAAUGGUACACUGCUGCCGCCUGCGUCCUCUCCAAGACACAGGGGGACAACUGCAAGGUGGAGGACCCUCAGGCUGGGUUCUCUUUCGACUUGUCACCACUCUCCAAACCAAAGGGUGGCUUCUACAACCUGACCAGCGGCAGUUAUGACUACUACAUCAACGUCUGUGGUCUUGUCACUGUUGCUGGCUGUCCUGACAAGGCCGGAGCAUGCCAGGUCGAAAAGAGUUCAUGGAGUCUUGGGGAGGCAAACUCCCGUCUGUCGUACUACGAUGGUCUGAUCCAGCUGAUGUACAGUAACGGCUCCCAGUACCACAACAAAGAACACACUCUCAGAUCCACACUCAUCUCCUUCCUCUGUGACCCAGAAGCCGGAGCUGGAUACCCCGAGUUCCAGAUUGAGGACAAAUACACGUAUAACUUCCGCUGGUAUACAUCCUACGCAUGUCCUGAAAGGCCUCAUGAGUGUUUGGUGACAGACCCCAACACUCUUGAGCAGUACGACUUGUCAAGUUUGUCACGCUCAAGUAGCAACUGGCAGACCAUGGAUCUGUCCGACCCCAUGAACCUAAAGAAGUACUACAUCAACAUAUGCCGGCCUAUCAACGCUGUAGCAGGCUGCGAUCGCAACGCGGCUGUCUGCCAGAUGAAGUACAUAUCUGAGCAGGGCUCUCCGAAGGAAGUUGUGUCAGUCAGCAACAUGGGUAUUUCCAAGCGGGGGCCGAUAAUCGAGGGGCGGGACCACCUGCUGCUGGAGUUCACAGACGGCUCUGAAUGCAUAUCAGAUGGCCAGAAGCUCACGUACACGACACUUAUUCACCUUAUCUGUUCCAGAGGAACUCAGUCAAUGCCCCUGCAGUUCCUGCUGUACCAGAACUGUACUACCACCUUCGAGUGGUACACCAGGGCAGCCUGUGCCAUCAAAACCACAGAGACCAAUAGCUGUGCUGUGGUGGACCCCAACACUGGCUUUGAGUUCAACCUUCAGCUUUUGGCCUCCAAGACUGGAUAUAAGACAAGUGGGAAUGGCAAGGACUUCCUGGUAAAUAUCUGCUCAGAUGUGGCAGAAUGCGGGCAGGGCGUGGCUGGCUGUGAGCUGGAAGACAGCAAACCCAUCAGCCCAGUGGGGGUGGAGAAGACCCUCCAAUACUCCACCGAUGGCCUGCUUAGCCUAACAUAUAAGGGAACCCUGGACGAUCCUACAGCAACUCGGGAUACCUUCACCAUUAACUUCGUGUGUGAUCCAGACUCUCACCCUGGCUCAUUAAAACUGCUUCGAGAGGACUUGAGCUCUUUAACCAGCCAUGUCGUCCACAACGUCCUCUUUGAGUUCUCCACUGCCCUGGCCUGCAUCCCUGCACCAGUGGACUGCCAGAUCAUUGAUUCCCAUGGUAACGAGUAUGACCUGAGGAACCUGAUCCGGGACAGCCCCUGGACCGCCAUACAUACAGAUGCUGUCAAGUCGCGCAGCUUUUAUAUCAGCGUCUGCAAACCCCUCCCUACUCUGAAAGACUGUCCAGUGGGUCCUUUGGGUUCUUGUGGUGUGAUUGAUGGGAAGAGUUUUAACCUGGGUUACGUCCAGUCCAGCCCGCAGGCAGCAGAGGACGGCUCAAUUAGCAUCGUGUACCAGAACGGAGACCGGUGUGGAUCAACAUCUCGCUACUCAACACGCAUCAUCUUCCAGUGUGACGACAAACCGGGCGACCCCAUGUUUGACCGGGAAGAUGGUUGUGAGUACGUCUUCAUCUGGAGGACGUCUGAGGCCUGCCCCAUCAGGAAGUCUCAAGGUGACAACUGCCGGGUCCGUGACCCCAAGACUGGCUACGAGUUCAACCUGAGCUCUCUGAAGGGUCAAGAUUACCCCGUCAGGAAUGAAAAGUACAUCUACCACCUGUCGGUCUGCGGGGGGCUCCAGAGAGGCGUCUGCACCCACAAAGACACAAGCAAUGACUCUGUCUCCUCCUGCCAGGUGGAUGGUGCAAAUCACAAGAUUGCAGGAUUGGCAAACCAGGUUCUGAGUUAUGUGGGAGACCAGCUUAUCCUUAACUACACGAAUGGAGAGAGCUGUCAUAAGAUAUACAACCGGUCCACCGAGAUCUACUUCUCCUGCCGCCCUGACAGGCACCCUGGAACACCAGAGUUCAUCAAGGAGACUCCAGACUGUACCUACAUGUUCAACUGGCCCACCGCUCUGGCCUGUGUUCCAGUCAAAACCACCAGCUGCUCUUACAAUGAUGGUCAGGGCCACUCGUACGACCUCUCACCUCUGGCUAUGGACUCUGCAAACUGGGAGGUGGAGACCUCUACUGGAGACAAGAAGAACCGAUUUUACAUCAACGUCUGCAGGUCGCUGGUGCAGCAGGGAGGUUCAUGGAAGUGUCCCUCCAGUGCAGCGUCCUGUGUGAAGGUUGGAGAGGAAUAUGUGAGUCUGGGUCAGGUGGAGUCUGGUCCUACGUGGGACAGAAAUGUCCUGAAGCUGCAGUACACCAGCGGCCAGCUGUGUCCUGAUGGAAGACGCAACAGGAGCAGCAUCAUCCGCUUCAAGUGUAACAGAGACAAAGUGGACUCCCGGCCUACUCUGAUCUCUGCCAUCGAGAACUGUGUGUACACCUUCCUUUGGUUAACAGCUGCUGCUUGCCCUCUAGACAGCACCCAACACGACAACUGCAGGGUCACAAACCCAGCUACAGGUCAUUUGUUUGAUCUCAACGUCCUGACAAAGGAAGGCGGUUACACUGUGUACGAUCACCACGAUCACAGGAAGAUGUUCCGCAUGAACAUCUGUGGAAACAUGACCAACACUGGAUGCAGCGCUGACAGCGCUGUGUGUAUUAAGGAUGCCACGACUGCGGUGAGCGGCGGUCAGGUGAGCAGGAAACUUUCGUACAAGGAUCACGUUCUGGAGCUGGCGUAUGAAGGAGGAAGUCCCUGCGAAGCAAACCCCGCCUUUAAACACAACACCAUCAUCAACUUCAUCUGCAGGCCACCUUCCAUGGGCUCGGCCCCGCCAGAGCCAGUCCUCAUCGCCUCCAACGCUGAGACUUGCACACACUUCUUCUCUUUCCACACACCCCUGGUCUGCGAAGAGCCGGUAAAGUGUUCAGUCCAGAACGGCUCUGCUGUUAUAGACCUGACUCCUCUGAUUCAUGUCAGUGGAUACUACACAGCAACAGAUGAGGCAGUGGACCAAACUGACGAAUUUCCAGACUUCUACAUCAACAUCUGUCAGCCUCUAAACCCCAUCCCCGGUGUCACCUGCCCUCCUGGAGCUGCUGUCUGUAUAGAUCCUGAUAAUGGACCGCCUGUGGACAUUGGGCGAACUACCAGCGGCCCUGAGAUCAAUAGAGCGACUGGGGAAGUGUCCAUCACUUACCACAGCUCUACAAAGUGUGCGGCCGAUCCAGCACAGAACUACACUUCGACCAUCAUCUUCACCUGCCAGAGAGGCCUGGAGCUGGGCUCUCCACAAAUGCUGAGGCUGCAGGGAUGUGUCUAUUUGUUUGAGUGGGCGACUCCUUUAGUCUGUUCAGAUGCUACCCACACCAACGCCAGCAGUUGCAAGCUCACUGACACCCAGCUCCAGUACACCUUUGACCUGUCGACCCUCUCUGGUGAAGUCCAGGUAUCAGCGGGCUCCAGCACCUACUUCAUCAACGUCUGCAGCUCAGUGACAGAUCCGGCCUGUAAGAACAGCACAGUGUGCCGGGUGUCUGGUUCCGGUUCAGACAAGUCGGCCUCAUCCUUUGGCAUCAGCAAGGCCAUGACGAUGGACUUCAAACACGACGAGGAGGCUGUACUGAUGCAGUAUGGUGGGGGAGAUCCCUGUCCACCAGUGACAAAUGAGGGCGAGGUGUGUGUGUUCCCCUUCACAUUCAUGAAGAAGUCAUACACAGAGUGCACCAAAGAUGAAAGGACAGAUGGCAGGAAGUGGUGUGCCACCACUGCAAACUAUGACACGGACAAGAAGUGGGGAUUCUGCAGUGAAGCGUCUGGAACGCGUCAGUCCUCCAUAUUGUUUACUUGCGACCAGUCUGUGGGCCACGGCACUCCACAGCUGCUCUCAGAGACAGAGGGUUGCUCAGCCACUUUUCAGUGGCGUACCAGCGCUGUUUGUCCACCGGUGAAGAUGGAGUGUAAGCUGGUCAGCCAGCAUCAGACCUUCGACCUCCGAACCCUGUCGUCCCUCACUGAGCCGUGGAAGUUCCGCCACCAAGGAGAUUCAUACUUCAUUAACCUGUGUCAGGGUAUCCACGGUGGAUUAACAGGUUGUCCUGAAGAAGCAACUGUGUGCCGACGCUCAGCAGCAGGAGUGACCCAGACCUUGGGCCGAGUUUAUACUCAGAAAAUGAGCUACACUGAUGGAAAGAUCUUUGUCAAUUACUCAUCUGGUGAAGAUGUCUGUGGUAACGGCGUGAAGGCCAAGACUGUGAUCCAGCUGAGCUGCGGCACCACUGUGGGACACCCAGCACUCAUCAGUGUGGAUAUGGCUUCAUGUGAGUUUGUGAUUGGCUGGGAGACUCGGUUGGCGUGUGCGGUGAAGCAGCGUGAGGUGGUGAUGGAGAAUGGGACGAUACAGGUUCCUGACACUGGAGUCAAGCUCAGUCUUGGAGAGGUCUACUUCAGCCACCAUCAGGCGUCUGGAGACAUCCGUACCAACGGCGAUCGGUACAUCUACCACAUCCAGUUGUCAGGCAUCACCAACAACUCCCUGCCCACCUGUCUCGGUGCCAACAUCUGCCAGGUCAAACUUAACGCACCCUACAGACGCAGGAUUGGCUCCUCCAGCAAGGCCAAGUACUACAUCAAAGGAGGAAACCUGGAUGUGAUGGUGCCCUCGGACUCGGCGUGUGGGCGGGAGAGGACCACAACAGUGUCGUCCACCAUCAUGUUCCACUGCAGCCCCUUGGCAGGCAUCGGCAUCCCUGAGUUUAUGCUGGAGACGGAUGAAUGCCAGUAUCUGUUUGUGUGGCACACGGACGCUGUGUGUGGUCUCAUAACUGUUGAUACACAGUCAUAUGACGAGGACAACGGCGAGGCUUCAGUUCUCUCAAGGCGAAGUCAAGCGGUGGAGGUGAUGUUGACCCUCAUGUUGGUGGGUCUGUCUGUCUGUCUGCUGGGGCUCCUGCUCCACAAGAGGGAGAGGAGAGAGCUGGUGAUUCAGAAGGUUGCCGGCUGCUGCAGGAGAGGAAACCAAGUCUCCUAUAAAUACUCAAAGGUCAACAUGGACGAAGAAGGGGGAGAAGAAGAGAUGGAGUGGCUGAUGGAGGAGCUCGAAGCCCCUCCCACAUCCACUUCCUCGUCCUCCCACCGAGGGAAGAGCAACCACGGCAAUGGUCACAUCACAACCAAGCCGGUGAACACGGACGGCCUGCGCUCGUUCUCGCUGGACGAGCAGGAGGACGACAGUGAGGACGAGGUGCUGAGCGUCCCGGGGGUGCGAGUGGUCAAAUCCUCCGCGCUCCCCAGGCACUCCACGGCCCAUCGCAGCCCCUUCCUUCAGGAGGAGAGCGACGAGGACCUGGUCGGCCUCCUGGACGAGUCAGAAAAGAAGAGGAAGAGCAGCAAACCUCGCUCCUCAGGCCUCAAUCACGGUAACAACACGGCAGCCAAUAGGAAACGGGAUGAGGACGACAGUGACGAGGACCUCCUCAGGGUGUGAUGUCACUUCCUCCGUCCCGCUCCUCCUCCCCCCACGACCAAUCUGAACUCUUCUUUCUCAGUGAAUGUCUCCAUAACAACAACAAUGAAGUACCAACAACAUAUUGAAAGCAGAAACCUUUUCCUCUCUUUGGGAUUUUUUUGUUGGACUGCACCUUUACUCGGCCUCAGACUCUAUCCAGUCCACUGUCUACAGACUGUUGAUGUUAGCACAUGGUUUCUUAUUUAUUGAUAGCUGAUUAUUUAAAGUGUUCUGCAGGCUGUUUUUGACCUGCGCCCCAUUUUCUCAUAUUUUCUGUCAUAAUUCUGAAAUGAAAUAAGUUACUUCUCUAUCAGUCUUUCCACAUUUAUCUAAUAUAGACUCUAAAAUCAACCCCAGAGGCAUUGAACUCAUCUUUCUUGACGUUCUGGCUCAAUGAGACAUGUCAGUGAAAAUAUGUAAAUUAAAUAUUUUUAUUUUCUUUUUGAGUUUUUGAAAAGUUGUGCCAUUGCUUUAGCACUUUACUGUAGCAUUGAUUAACCGAGAAUAAUACUACAUGUCUCAUUGCACACAGUGAGAAGAAAAGCUACUUUUGGAGUUGAUUCUUGGUUUUGAUUUUAAUUUCCAGGACUGUAUUUAAUAACUGUGGUGAGAUUGUAAGUCAAGUAACUCAAUAGUGAAACAAGUAUUUGGGCGAAUAACGGCUAUCAAAGAGUUUAAAAAAAGGAGGAACUGGUUCAGUUCCCUGGACGUGGGCAGCGAAGGUGUCGGCUUGUGUUGUUUCUAAAGGGAAUGAAGACACCUGUUUGUCUUUUUCUUGCUGUUUACAGUUGCUAUAAUAGCAGAUGUUUCUCUUUCUUUCCCCUCAAAAAGAAAGCACGAUGCCUUCCUGACGAUGAACCUACUUCGUGUUUUCAUCGAUGAAUCAUGUCCGGCGACAGAUUGAUUUGUUUGUCUUGUUUUGAUCAGAGACAUUGUACAUAGAGGAUAAUGUUCUAUAAUAUGGACGUUUUGUUUGUUUGUUGUCUUCACUGGUGAAUUGCUCACACGUUUUGUUUUUAUGAUUAUUUAAACGGCUAUCCGUGCUGAUUAUCUGUGCGAAUCUCUGCUCUGUGAGAAAAUAGAGAUGGCCUUAAGUGUGAAUGGACGGUCGACGAGGACGGAGGUUGAAAGUGAGAUGUUAGUUUAGGUUGGUUUCUGAAGCCCCGCCCCCCACCGUCCUCCUCUCCCUCCGAAGCCAUAUUUCUACAGCCACCGCUGGCACUAAUGUAUGGAAAUUGGGAAUUUUGUGUUUCCGCUUGCACGCUCUCGUACAUUAAAGGCUCAGUUUUGGUAUUCAGGUCUGUGACUGUGGAUGAUGCCGCAUCAAAAGUUUUAACUCGGUAAAACCAAGUUUUUGUAGUGCCGAAAUCAGGCUCUUUUUUUUUUGGCCAAAUGCAUGUGAUGAUAAGAAAAGAAAUGAGCAUUAAAGUGUUAAGGAAACAGGCAGGUGACUUACAUUUAACAUAUUUUCUGCUUAAUAAUCAAACUAGUGUUUUCACAGAGAUUAUCAGUGAUGAUUCUUUCACGAGUGAAAUCAAACUGACAGUGAGAUGAGUAAGCCUACACAGUAUAAACACAGAGUACGUGUGUGCCGUCCUACUUGCAGGUUCUUUUCUUUGGUCCCAGCCAGAGAAGAAGUUGUUGAUGUGAAGCUUUUAGUUUACACAAUUAGAAAGCAGACGUAUGAAUUUACAAACUCACAAAUAGUCGAACAUUUACAGCAGCAUAGUUUUGGUAGCAUUUCAUUCUCAUGGUUCCAGUCAGAACAAGUCAAACUCUAGCUCCUGUGACUUUAACUGCACAUGGUGGACCUGUCUGUGCUCUUUGAGGUAAUUCUUCUCUGGUUUUCAUACCAGUUAACAACAUAUUAGGUGUGUUUUUUCCGGCUGCUAAUGACAGUUAUUUUCAUUAUAGAUUAGACCAGUGGUUCUCAACCUUUUUCAUGUGAAGGACCCCUUAAGUGAGACUUCCUAGGUGACACCACAGUUCAGGGGAUGACCAUGGAGAAGGUAAAAUGUAUGAUCAGAAUUAUCAAACUGACUCUUAUUCACACUGGACUCAGUUUUAUAGUCAAUUGAAAAGUGAAAAUAACCACCUGGAAUUCUGUCAAGGACCUCUGAGAGUCUCUGGUCCCCUGGUUGAGAACCACUGGAUCGUACAGUACAAUGCGAAGAAUACUCAUCACAAGCUCUUAAAGUCCAAGGUGACGUCUUCAAAUGUCUUUUGUCAGAGCAGUCUGAAACUCAAAAAAUGUAGAGGAAUCUAACAAAUUCUCACACUGGGGAAACUGAUAACAGAAUUUUUGAUGCCAGAUAAUAACUUUAUCCAAAAAAAAAAAAAAAGAAUGUAUUUUCCAUAGAUUAAUUAAGAUGAGCAUUUAAGUUCAUUCUUGACCUUUAACAUAGUGAUUUAACAAAAAAAAAUCUUAACUCAAGGUCCACUUACUAGCUUUUUCUUAAGCUUUUAACUACUUCUCACAUCAGAUUCCUUAGUUGUCGACCAAGAAGUUCAUUUGACUGUGAGAUGUGAUUGAAAGCCACAGAGGGGGAGUGAGUCAGCCUGGAGUACAGGGCUUUCUUUGUUUAACUUCUCAGUCCAAGUUUGAGGAACGACUAGCGAGCAGACAUCGUUCAAGCUCAAUAAACAGAACAUUAAAAAUAUUAGUCAUCGUUAAUCGUUGAAGUUGAUCAUCGAGCAGAACUGCCAUAUAUUUUCUGUUUUCAGCCUCUCAAAUGUAAAGAUUUUCUCUGUUUCAUAUCGUUGCAAAUAAAACACGUUUGGGUUUUUAGACUGUUGGUUGGUGAAAGCAGGCAGUUUGAAAACAUCACCUCAG